AUGGAGGAGAGUGGUUUUGACGACGACUAUUCCGACUAUUACACAUUCUAUUCUGUGCGGCCGUAUCCCACAGUCGAAGAAGAUUGCGCCGCCUCUUCUGCGCCGUCUGGGCCUCACGUCCAUGUCCGCUUCUCUCACCGCACAGCUGACGCCUUUGACGAUACUGUUGGAUACGGGGAAGAAUCACGAACCAUAUGCCUGAGCCACGACUUGCUGGCGGAGGGGUCGAACCGGUUGCAGGGCGACUGCCGGGAUUUCAUCUUUUGCGAAGGGCUGUGUGACUGGCCUAUUAACGCCGGCAUGGUCCUUGAAAUCAUCGACGAAGUGAUCGAUAAAGCAAGGGAGUAUAAGUGUACUAUUCGGGUUGACAUACGGACGGUUCAUAUGCCAGGUUUCGACGAUCAAGAAACGUACGAGGAUGAUCGAGAUUUGGGAGAGGCAGUGGAGGGAGUAAAUGGCGCCGCCGCCGCCGCCGCCUCCGAUGGCGGUUUCGAAGUGAAGUCGUUAAAGAGGAAGAGAAUAGAGUGCGGCGGUAAUAGUUGCGUUAUUUGCUUGGAGGAGUUAACGGCGGGGACAGAUGCGGCUGUGAUGCCGUGCAGCCAUCACUCCUUUCACGACGACUGCCUCUCAUCUUGGGUGGAGAUAAGCCCUUCCUGCCCUCUUUGCCGUCGUAAGAUAUCUGAUCCCGCUGCCGCCGCUCCGCCGAAUUCUCGUCCUUAA
Molecule: messenger RNA, 720 nt
Organism: Ipomoea nil (Japanese morning glory)
Lineage: Eukaryota; Viridiplantae; Streptophyta; Magnoliopsida; Solanales; Convolvulaceae
Product: E3 ubiquitin-protein ligase At1g63170-like
Exons: 1
Coding region: 1-720 (239 amino acids)
Biological process (GO): protein ubiquitination
Cellular component (GO): cytoplasm
Molecular function (GO): ubiquitin protein ligase activity; zinc ion binding
Source: RefSeq, a predicted model, not a curated record